Messenger RNA from Sceloporus undulatus (fence lizard), 2477 nucleotides. RefSeq names its product membrane palmitoylated protein 1 (gene MPP1). Gene Ontology annotation, cellular component: plasma membrane; cell-cell junction. NCBI's taxonomy places the organism in Eukaryota, Metazoa, Chordata, Lepidosauria, Squamata, Phrynosomatidae. The transcript is spliced from 12 exons. The record is from RefSeq and is a predicted model, not a curated record. Gene Ontology annotation, molecular function: signaling receptor binding. The coding region runs from base 106 to 1506 and encodes 466 amino acids.
AUCCCAGGCGCCGCCGAGUCACUCUGCUUCUGCUUCUGCUGCUGCAGCCCUUUCCCUGCUGGGCUCCUCCGUAGCGGAGCAGAGAGAAGGAAGGCAGCCGCCACCAUGACGCUGAAGGCCGGCCAGAGCGGGAGCCAGAGCAGCCUCCGGACCGCCCUCUCGGACCUCUACCUGGAGCACCUGCUGCACAACAGGCCCAAGGCCGAGGCAGUUCCAUGCCCAUUGAAUGCAGUGACUGAGGAUAUUUACACCAAUGGCUCAGCCAUGCUGGGCAGCCCAGCUCACGCAAAUGACCGGGAGGUGCGGAAAAUGAGGUUCAUCCAGUUUGAGAAGGUCACGGAGGAGCCCAUGGGCAUCACGCUGAAGCUGAACGAAAAGAAGAGCUGCGUGGUGGGCAGGAUCCUCCACGGAGGAAUGAUUCACAGGCAAGGCUCCCUUCAUGUUGGGGAUGAGAUCCUAGAAAUCAAUGGGAAGAGUGUCACCAACCACUCAGUAGACCAGCUGCAGAAGAUACUGAAAGAAACCAAGGGAACAGUGUCCCUAAAGAUUCUUCCAAACCAACAGAAUCGCAUCCCUGCCCUUCAGAUGUUCAUGAGAGCCCAGUUUGAUUACGACCCACAAAAGGACAACCUGAUACCUUGCAAAGAAGCUGGACUGAAGUUUCAGACAGGAGAUGUCAUUGAAAUCAUCAACAAGGAUGACAGUAACUGGUGGCAAGGCCGGGUGGAAAGCUCCUCCAAUGAAUCUGCUGGACUCAUCCCUUCCCUGGAACUUCAAGAGUGGCGCGUUGCAAGCAUGACGCAGGGGAACCCCACUCAAGCCCAAAGCUGUAGUCCUUUUGGAAAAAAGAAGAAAUGCAAAGACAAGUACUUGGCAAAACAUAGCUCAAUUUUUGACCAGCUGGAUGUGGUGUCUUACGAAGAGGUAAUGAGGCUGCCAGCCUUCAAACGGAAAACCCUGGUGCUUAUAGGGGCCAGUGGUGUUGGCCGAAGCCACAUUAAGAAUGCCUUGCUCAGCAAAAACCCAGAGAAGUUUGGCUAUCCUAUUCCAUACACCACUCGACCUCAGAAGAAGAAUGAGGUGGAUGGGAAAGAUUACCACUUUGUUUCCACAGAGGAGAUGACUAAAGAUAUUGCUGCCAAUGAAUUCCUGGAGUUUGGGAGCUACCAGGGCAACAUGUUUGGCACCAAGUUUGAGACUGUGCACAAGAUUCAUGAACAGGACAAGAUUGCUAUUUUGGACAUUGAACCACAGACACUGAAGAUUAUCCACACAGCUGAGUUUUCUCCUUUCAUCGUGUUUAUUGCUCCCACCGACAAGGCCAAUGAGACAGAAACUUUGCAACAGCUUCAGAAGGAUUCAGAGGCCAUCAGGAGCAGAUAUGCCCACUACUUUGACCUCUCACUAGUGAACAAUGGCAUUGAUGAGAGCCUUGAGCAGCUCCAGGCGGCUUUUGAGCGUGCUUGCAGCUCUCCGCAGUGGGUUCCUGUUUCCUGGGUUUACUGAGCUGCCCUGGCAUUGGAAGGAGUCACUCCCAGAACCCUCUCAAUACAGCAUGUGGAGAACAAGAAGGGUCACCCACUUCCCUGCUCAGUGCUUUGUCCCAUAAACAGUCAAUCUGUCCCUACCAGGGCAAGAAUCUCAUACUUCUGGUUCAAGCACUUUUGAAAUAGCAACUGUGUGGUUGUGCUCUCAGACACCUGCCAAUUGCAGCACCAGGAAAGGCAAAAAAGGAGGAUGAACCAUUAAGAUCAUAAAUAUGUCUUAGUAAAUUUCAUAGAGUACACUCAUAGUGAAAGCCAUAAACUGAAUGUUCAGAGGAGCAAAGCUCCUUUUUUAAAAUUAUGUAUUUCUGCCUCAUUUUAGAUUUUUCAGUUUCCUUAUUUGAUCUCUGCUCCUCCUGUAAAAAGGGUGUGUGUGCGGGACUGAAGUGAUUUAACAUCCCCUUUCAAAGUAUGUACAGUCAUUUGAAUGUUUGGACUAAGCCAAAUUAAGUCCAACUGUGAAAACUCUUGGAGACCAGGGGAGGUGCUACACUUCUUACAGUUGAGGCAAAUGAUGAAGGGAAGAAACAAUUCAGUCAGGACAUAGCAUGACCCCUUUCAGCACCUGCAUGCUGUAUUCUGUAGAAAUGAUUAUGGCAUAGUCUCAUGACUUAGGAUAGCUCAUGUUAUAUGCAAGAAAACUGCAUCAUCAUUUCUCCCCCCAAAAUUAGGAGUGACUUUGUUCCACUGUUACACUUCCUUCCCUUCGCCCACAAGCACAACUCAAAGCGGGGACUCCUCAAACAGCUAUCCACCUCUAACACAAGAUUAUUUUGUAUACCUCGAAGUGACGGUGAAGGGAAGCAAGCUUGACAUGCAAUGAGCCACAUAUUUUUGAGGCUACCCACCCAUAAAAUCUGGUGGUGUGCAGCAGGGACCUUUGGUUGAGUCUAUUACAGGAAAAACAAGCAGCAAUAAAGUAUGUUAAAAUAC